This is a messenger RNA of Oncorhynchus mykiss (rainbow trout), 3407 nucleotides long. NCBI's taxonomy places the organism in Eukaryota, Metazoa, Chordata, Actinopteri, Salmoniformes, Salmonidae. The record is from RefSeq and is a predicted model, not a curated record.
GGGUGGGACUUGGAGAAGGGGGCGGGGCCUGGGAGUGGAUAAGGGAGAGAGGGAAGCAGAGAGAGAGUUCUCCGUACUAUCAACAGCUACAACACAUAUUUAUCUACACAGCUAGACAGAAAGCCCAGGACAAUGAGCGUAAAUGAAAAAGAACCUCCACCCUACAACAUACCAGUUGAAGGACAAGGUGAUAGUGGGGUGAAGGUAUAUCAUGUCCAUACCCCCUUCAACCCUCCUUCCUCCACCAUCCCCUCCAAUAACUACUCUAUGUAUCAGUCUCAGUCUCAGUCUCAGGGAAAGCCAGUGUACACCAGUGGAGGAGGUGGUGUUGGAGGAGGUGGUGAAACUCCCACUCAGAAGUUUGUGAGUUAUGACACAGAACUGGGCCGUUCAGAGGGCAUGACCACCUGUACUUCCUGUCAACAACAGGUGAUGACGAACGUGACCUAUAAAGUCGGAGCCUACGCCUGGCUCAUGUGCAUCCUCUUCAUCCUCUGUGGGUUGGUAGUGGGCUGCUGUCUGAUCCCGUUCUUCAUGAAACACUUUAAGGAUGCGUACCACUCCUGUCCUCGUUGCAACCGCAUUAUCCACGUGGACAAGCCACGCUGUUGCUGACCGCCAUACCACCACCCACCACUAGGAGAGCUGCUGCUGACUGCCAUACCACCACCCACCACUAGGAGAGCUGCUGCUGACUGCCAUACCACCACCCACCACUAGGAGAGCUGCUGCUGACUGCCAUACCACCACCCACCACUAGGAGAGCUGUUGCUGACUGCCAUACCACCACCCACCACUAGGAGAGCUGCUGCUGACUGCCAUACCACCACCCACCACUAGGAGAGCUGUUGCUGACUGCCAUACCACCACCCACCACUAGGAGAGCAAUUGCUGACCGCCAUAACCCCACCCACCACUAGGGGAGCUGUUGCUGACUGCCAUACCACCACCCACCACUAGGAGAGCUGCUACUGACCGCCAUACCACCGCCCACCACCAAGGGGAGCUGGUGCUGUGGCCAAUAUGCUUUACUACCAGCAGGGGAGCUGUGGCUCUGCUCUCAGUCUGACCACUGGCCACUCUCUCGGUCUGGAUUCCAUUAGAAGUGCACCAGUACAGUGAAAUGCUUUUCUCACAGAAAACAUGCUCCCUUUCCCUCAUGCACCCACAGCUCGGUGUAGGAAUUUGAGAGUGGUUAUAUUUAUCCAGCCCCAUCCCUCAGCUGUUUACCAAUGCAGUGGCGGGGUCAGGGUGACCGUUUUUUGGUAGUUCUUUGAAUUGCAGAUUGCCCUUUUAAAUUUCGGGUUUCAAUACGGCUCUUAUCUACACUCUAUCAGAACAGCGAGGGAGAGGAAAAGGGGGGGAUGUUUUCAGAAUGGAAUCCAGCCGAAGGGAGAGACCCCCUAGCAGCAGCCCCACAGAAACCUACAGGAUUUACACAGUCGUAGGAUGAAUCCACAAAAUGGCACCCUACUCCCUAUAUAGUGCACUACGUUCGAGAGGGAGCUAGUACAAAAGUAGUCCACUACAUAGGGAAUAGGGUACGAUUUGGGACACACUUUAGUUUAAAUGCUGACCUAACUUAAUGUACCAGAGGGUUGUAAAUAGUAUGAAUCUGUGACCUAUUUUUGUAAAAUAAAAAUAAAAACAAGCUAGCAGAUGAAGACGUGGUAGAGCUCAACCUGGGCCUUGUUCACAAAGGGAGCAGGGUUGUACAGUUCUAGUAACUUACCCAGGUUUCCCACAAACCCCAGGUUGGAAUAUGAGAAGGGAAGAGGGUAGCCUGGGUACUAGUCUGUUAAGAUAUCAUUCCACUCUUUGUUCUUGGCAAACAUGGCUUGACAAAGAGUGGAAUGUUAACACACAAACAGACUGGAUUUCUCCAGGCUAGGAAGAGGCAGAACAUACGGGAAUACGCCAACCGGGAUGUCUGAUUGGUUACCGGACUACUGCAACCCGUUGAGUAACCUUAUACAGAACCUGCAGAUAGAAAUGUGUUGUGUAGAACAGACAUGAUUCCCUGGUAAAUGUCUAUCUAUAUUCCCGUUGAGUAACCUUAUACAGAACCUUCAGAUAGAAAUGUGUUGUGUAGAACAGACAUGAUUCCCUGGUAAAUGUCUAUCUAUAUUCCCGUUGAGUAACCUUAUACAGAACCUUCAGAUAGAAAUGUGAUGUGUAGAACAGACAUGAUUCCCUGGUAAAUGUCUAUCUAUAUUCCCUUGAGAAACCUUAUACAGAACCUUCAGAUAGAAAUGUGUUGUGUAGAACAGACAUGAUUCCCUGGUAAAUGUCUAUCUAUAUUCCCUUGAGUAACCUUAUACAGAACCUCCAGAUAGAAAUGUGUUGUGUAGAACAGACAUGAUUCCCUGGUAAAUGUCUAUCUAUAUUCCCUUGAGUAACCUUAUACAGAACCUCCAGAUAGAAAUGUGUUGUGUAGAACAGACAUGAUUCCCUGGUAAAUGUCUAUCUAUAUUCCCUUGAGUAACCUUAUACAGAACCUCCAGAUAGAAAUGUGUGUAUCUGUCGGUUGGUCAACCCAGGGCCUUAAUCAAGGGAAUAUAGAUAGUAAUGUAUACAUUUUACCAGGGAAUCAUGUCUGUUCUACACAACACAUUUCUAUCUAUAUUCCCUUGAUUAAGGCCCUGGGUUGACCAACCGACAGACAACGAGCCCAAUAUUCAGAUAAUGAUCAUUGUAGCUAUGAUUCCUACAAAUCGGGCAUCAUUUAGUGCUCUCCCCAGGUCUUCCCCCCCUUUCAGAAAGCUGUUAUGUACAUAAAGGACUGAACUGGGUGUUUUACCUUAAAUUAAAAUUAUAACUCAUCAUUCUAACUGUCAACUACAAUGACGUGCAACAGCACCACAUAGCUGACCUGAUCUGUUAUAUUGUGUAACAUCACAUAGCUGACCUGAUGUUCUGUUAUAUUGUGUAACAUCACAUAGCUGACCUGAUGUUCUGUUAUAUUGUGUAACACCACACAGCUGACCUGAUGUUCUGUUAUAUUGUGUAACAUCACACAGCUGACCUGAUGUUCUGUUAUAUUGUGUAACAUCACAUAGCUGACCUGAUGUUCUGUUAUAUUGUGUAACAACACACAGCUGACCUGAUGUUCUGUUAUAUUGUGUAACAACACACAGCUGACCUGAUGUUCUGUUAUAUUGUGUAACAACAUACAGCUGACCUGAUGUUCUGUUAUAUUGUGUAACAUCACACAGCUGACCUGAUGUUCUGUUAUAUUGUGUAACACCACACAGCUGACCUGAUGUUCUGUUAUAUUGUGUAACAACACACAGCUGACCUGAUGUUCUGUUAUAUUGUGUAACACCAUCACACAGCUGACGAGAAAUGGAGUACUGUUAUAUUGCUUACAUAGAUUAUAUGCCUCUAAUAAAAUAUAUUAUCACUUU